AUGGCAUGCGAGCGUGGUGGAAAUUAUAGAUCCUUGAAGAACUCGACAAAACUUACAGGAUCUAAGAAAUGUAAUUGCCCAUUUCGAUUGAAAAGAAUGAAAUUGGAAACCAAUGAUGAUUGGAUGAUCAGGGUUCUUAGUGGAAUUCAUAAUCAUCCAGCAACAGUUUACAUGGAAGGUCAUUCGUUUGCUGGCAAACUCUCAACUGAGGAAAACAAUAUUAUGAUUGAUAUGUCAACGAAUUUGGUAGAGGCACGCAACAUAUUGUCUACACUAAAGAGCAAAGAUCCAGAGAAUGUCUCCACUAUAAAAAAAUCUACAAUGCUCGCCAAAAGUAUCGAGUUGUACAAUAUAAUAUAUGGUAAGGAAAUCAUGAAAAAAAAAUCAAGAACCUUAAGAUGCAAAAGACUAGUUUAUGGAAGAAAACACAAUAUAAUAGAAGCAAAGAUUAUUCAUCAAUUAAGUGUAAAGUUGCAAGGCCAGGUUACAAUGAAAGCCCAGAACGAGGCCCAUAACACCACAGGCUCAAGCAAUAAGGUCCGUUCCUAA
Molecule: messenger RNA, 549 nt
Organism: Tripterygium wilfordii
Lineage: Eukaryota; Viridiplantae; Streptophyta; Magnoliopsida; Celastrales; Celastraceae
Exons: 2
Coding region: 1-549 (182 amino acids)
Biological process (GO): thymine catabolic process; L-valine catabolic process
Cellular component (GO): mitochondrion
Molecular function (GO): malonate-semialdehyde dehydrogenase (acetylating, [NAD(P)+]) activity; methylmalonate-semialdehyde dehydrogenase (acylating, NAD+) activity
Source: RefSeq, a predicted model, not a curated record